CGCGCGCGGGCGGGGAGCGCGGCCCGGCCGCCGCUGCAGCUGCAGCCGCCGCUGCUGCAGCCACCGCCGCCGCCGCCGCGGGAAAGCAAGCAGAGAGCGCGAGCAAGAGUCAAAGGGGGCCGGCGGGAAAGCAAAGCGGGAAAGAAGCGCGGGGAAGCGAAGCGAAGCAAGGAAGGGGGAGGGGGGAGCUGGAGCCGCUGCAGCCGCUGGAGGAGCCGCUGGGGCCGGGGCCCGGGCCGCGCGCCGCCCCGCGCGCAGCAUGGUCCUGGUGCACGUCGGCUACCUGGUGCUGCCCGUCUUCGGCUCCGUGCGCAACAGAGGUGCUCCUUUUCAAAGGUCUCAGCAUCCCCAUGCUACCUCCUGCCGGCACUUCCACCUGGGUCCCCAGCCUCAGCUCUCGGCCGACUUCGCCCUGCCUCACGCAGUGCAGCCCCAGCCGGGGCUGACCCCCCACAUGGCCCCCGCGCACCAGCACAGCGGCCCCCUGCACCAGUCCCUGGCGCCAGUGCCAGCCCUGCCCUUCCAAGACGUGGCCGGACCCUCCUUCCUACCUCAGGCGCUACACCAGCAAUACCUCCUCCAGCAGCAGCUCCUCGAGGCUCAGCACCGCCGGCUCAUGCCCCAUCCCAGGCGGGCUCAGGAGCGCAUGUCCGUUCAGCCCCACCGCCUGCACCCCAGCUUUGACUUCAGCCACCAACUGCAAACUCCACAGCCCAUGGGGCCCCAGCCCAGGUACUUAGCCGAAGGCACGGACUGGGACCUCAGCGUGGAUGCGGGCCUGACUCACGCCCAGUUCCAGGUCCGGCCGGUCCCUCAGCCCUAUCAGCAUUACUUGGCCACACCUCGGAUGCACCACUUCCCCAGAAGCACAUCCUCGACACAGAUGGUUGUUCAUGAGAUCAGAAAUUACCCUUACCCUCAGCUCCAGCUACUUGCUCUUCAGGGACUGAACCCAAGCAGGCACACGUCGGCUGUGCGGGAGAGCUAUGAAGAGCUGCUGCAGCUGGAGGACAGGCUGGGCAGCGUGAGCCGGGGCGCCGUGCAGAACACCAUCGAGAGGUUCACCUUCCCACACAAGUACAAGAAGAGAAGACCGCAGGAGGGCAAAGCUGAGCAGGAGGAUGGAGAGGAGUCGGACACUGAUGAGAAAUGCACAAUCUGUCUGUCCAUGCUUGAAGAUGGAGAAGACGUCAGGAGGCUACCUUGCAUGCAUCUCUUCCACCAAGUGUGCGUGGACCAGUGGCUGGCCACCAGCAAGAAGUGCCCCAUCUGCAGGGUGGACAUUGAAACACAGCUCGGCUCGGACAGCUGAAAGGACUGGCUGGACACACCAUUUUCCUUAUCAGGUCGUAUGGCCAUAAACCCUUGCAGCAAAAUUUUUGCCUUCUGAGCCAUUUGAUUGAGAGGAGAAGUCUGCAGGCACGUUAGCGAGGAGGAGGAGGAGGUGGCAGUACAAUAUCUAGCGGUAGGAGAUAUUGCACAUACGCAGGAUACGGGCCCGGUGAAAGGGAGCUGGCAUUCCCGGAGCUCAGAGACCCCGUGCUGCAGAAGAUUUAGUGUUGAACGUGAAGGAACUAGUUGUGGUAGUCUGGCCUGUCAAUCCUGCAUUUCAUGAGGAUUGUAUAUAUACCUCUCGAAUACGUAGAAACAUGUUAUAGGGGUCCUUUAGCUAUUUCUAUGGAUGGCAGCUGGAGCAUGUUAGCUUAAGAAAUGUUGUGUUUGAUGCCCUACUCAUCUUGUGGUGGACAUGUUGCUGUUACCUAAUUUGCACCAAAUAUUUUUUCAUAGAUUCCUUAUUUUGGUGCCUGAUUAAUACAUUGCAGAGGGGGAACGAGGAGGUCAAGCUUUCCCACCCUUGGGGGGAAGAGGCGAAAAAGCAAAAUCCUGUUUACAGUCAGAAGGGUUGUGCUCUUUGCCUCGGCCGCGUGUGCUUCCUUUCCGUGCAUUUACAGUGCUGCAAAUUCAGAGACGCUUACAAAAUAAAAUGAAAUUGGGAACAAAAUGAGUGAAGCAAUAGGGAAAGGCUUCCCUAUAAGCUUCCUGCUUAUCUGCUGGUGCUGGAUGCUUGCUGGAGGGGCACGAUAUCAAUGGGGAUGCUGUUUCUUUGCUUUCUGUAUCUUAACAAAGUGGCUUGGCGUGCCAAAAUCCAAGGCAGGCCAUGUGCUCUCUCCGUGCUUGCUAUAUUCCAUACUGCUUUCUCCUGUGAGCCAGGGGCUGGUUGGCUUCAGCACGCUGUGGCAUGGCCCCCUGGGGUUAGACACCUCCCAGGCUCCUUGCUGGUCUAAAAUGCUGGUUAUGGAGCCAGCUCCUGUACCUGUGCUUUGGGGUGUAAUUGCUCAGAGGAAGCUCCAAGGGGCUGAAGCCCAACGCCACAUGAUUUGGGGAUAUUGCUAACGCUGUGGCUGGGCUGGGGUAGAGCCGCAGACAAGAUGCCCUGCUCCUGUUCCCCCUCCCAGCCCGCAGCAGGGUGGGAGAAGGGGAGCAGGGCCUUUUUGUCACACGCGGUCACCCUGCUUCACUGCUUCCCCAGUGAUUUAUCACAGCACAGGGAGGUUAAGCAGAUGUACGGCACAGGUGGGAACCUUUCUUUUUCAUUUUUUUCCCUUAAUCCGCUUGGGUUCAUAGGCUGUGGGGUCAAGUCUCUCAGAGCAGGGAUUGCAGAGACCCUUCUCUGUUAAAGGAAUGGGAGGAUUUGUUGCUCAUGAGACAUCAGUGUGGGUGUUCUGGUGCAGGAAGGGAAUGCCAGCUCUCGAGGGUUUGCUGCCUUCUGGAGGGGCUGGGUUUAGCCCUGUAUCAGAGCAUUGUUAUACACAGACGCAUUUCACUCCAUAUCCAUAUGGAGAAAAAGGUGAUUAUUAAAAUGAAACCUAAUUUACCACUUUCCAUUAUAAAAACGCACACAACUACAUCAGGAGGCAGUCCUUAGAACAGAAGUAUCACAGAACCAUUAGGGUUGGAAGAGACCUCCAAGAUCAUCUGGUCCAACCAUCACCCUACCACCACUGUCACCCACUAAACCAUGUCCCUAAGCACCACGUCCAACCUUUCCUUGAACAUCCCAUGAAGGAGCAGGCCUUUUUGACCCAAGCUCCCCCUGAAGUAAAGACCUCAGCUGCAGUGACCCAGCUGAAAACCCUUUGGUGAAUAGGCAUUUACAACCAAAAAGCCUUUUUUUUUUUUUUUUUUUUUUUUUUGGAAACUAGGAAAAGAGAGAUGCAGAGGAGCCAGGGGAACAAAUCCUGAAUUUUAUAUAUUUAUUAUGCAGAUGUGGCGGAGCUGAAUUGUGGCUCCCCAAGCACCCGUUCUGCUGGAGACAAGAGAUGCUCUCCACGUAUAAAUGAUCAUAAAUUACCAUCUGGGAGAUUGCAGGAUUCCCAUGAGCUGUACCAGGAAAACACCGACCUCAGAGGACCCACAGAGAUUAGUAUUUUUAUUUUUACCAACCUGCUGAUGAGAGUGAGGGAGGGGGCAAGGGGCAGCAGGAGACUUUCUCCCCUCUCACUGUGCCUGUGUCGGUAAAAAGGAGUGAAGGGGGGGUCACAGUGAUAUAUAUUUAUUGUGGUGACAUUUAUUUGCCACCUGUGAGAGGUGGUUUCACAGGAGAUACAGCAGUCCCAGCCCUGAUGUCCGGAGUGAUGUGGACUCCUGCAGCAAGGGGUGACCCACUGGGACAUAGGGGGCUUGCUCCAGCAGCAGCAGAUUCAAGCAGCAUUAAAAAUAAUCCUAAUACUACCAAUAACACGGACAAGAAAAGCGAGAUGUUGUUCGUAAAGCACACUGUAAGCCGGGCUGGUGCACCCAGGUGUGAGCUGGGGGCGAAGCAGGGGAGGAGCGGGGCAGAGGGACCCUGGCUGUGCGGGGAGGGAAGGAGGAGCGCUUCCGAACCGCGCCUUUUCUUAAAGCCUAUGCGAGAGUAUUACUAUCUGCCUAACGAACAAGCACAGUUUUUAGAUAUAUAUUUAAAAAAAAAAAAAGUAACAAAAAGACAAAAAAAUCUGGUGAAGAAAAGCACCAAACUCCCGUGGUCUCAUGUGAGUGACUGAUCCCGAGGUGCGUGAGAACCGUGUGUCAGGUUCCUCUUUGCGUUGAAAUCAUUUCUACGAGUGGGUCGCGAUGAUAGGUGGAGUUUAAAAACAACAACAACAACAAAAAAACAACAAACCAACAACAAACAAAACAAAUGAAACACACAGAAAAUCUCUAGGAACAAAACAUUGAUAGUUUACAGGGUUUUGUGAGUUUAAAUGCCUUAUAUUUAACAAUCAUAAUUUAUGACUAACUUGUAGAUAUUGUGGGUUCUUAUUUAAUUAUUUUUAUAGUUGUUUUUUGCAUUUUUAAUUAUAAUUUAUUUAUUUAGAAAUUAAUACUAAUUUUUUUUAUUACUCCUAUUACCUCAUUUUUGCAUUGUUUCUGGGAAUGGAAUGCUUUGCAUGCGUCGGUACUUAAAAAGAAAUUAAACAUGGGAUGUGGGGGUAAUGCUUAUCUUGUCAAAAAAAAAAAAAGAAAAAAAAGAAAAAAAUCAGGGUGUGUGAUUACAAACUGUAUUACUGUGGUGCUGUUACCUUGGAUACAUUCCAUAAAAAUGCAAACCUUUGAUUCUGUAUGCUGUGACAUAGUGGAAAACUGCAAUAUAGUGACUGUGUUUAGCACAUAUAUAUGAAUAUUAUUUGCACUCAUAAUCAAACUCUGGUGAUCCUUUCACUCGUGUCCUUGAGCAUUGAAGGCAGUUCGUAGUGCCCUGAAAAACCAAAAUUUCAGUCAAUUCCUGCCGCCACCCUGUCCCAGUGCCCGUGGUGAUGCUCCUGCCCUUGCUGCAUGCGUUACCUGCAACAACGCCUGGUGGGCCCCGCUGCAAGGCUGUGCUUGGGGCAAUGCCUACAUUCAGUGCAUGACUCUGCAAAUUGUUUCAAAAAAAUGUGGAGGGGAGCCCAGGUGCUGUGGUUCUGUUGUUUUUUUGGUGCUUGUUGGGAGCUUGGUCUGGCUGCGUGUCCCCUGCCAAGCCACCCCUGCAUGCACCCAGCUGGGAGCUCCAGGGGGAUGCAGGAGGGAACUGGUGGAGCCUGGGUUUGGACACCACAAAACCAAGGGUCUGCCAGCAGUUUUUAGGGGAUGACCCCCCUUCCAUCUGGUUUUGCAUGGCGUGGUGCUGUCAGGGGAGGGUGGUGGGACCUCAGCUCCUUCACUGCUCCCAGACGGACCUGGGAAAUGGGGGCUGGAUGGGCAAUUUGGGAUCCUUUUGUCACACCAGGCCUUGACACUUGGCUAUAAUCCAACUGUAAAACAUGCCUGGAGCAGAAGCCCUCAAAACUAACCUUCCUGUGAACCUUCCACUUGCUUUUGGCCCCUCUGUUGGGGCAGAAACCUUGACUUGAGGCUUGUUGAACUGCUGUAGGGUUGCGAGAGGCACUGGAGCCUCCCUGCCCUGUUACCCCCAGGUCAUCCCCAGGGGACCAGCCCUGGGCUGAUGUCUUGUUCCUGCAGGAGUGGCCAAGCAUCCACGUCCCCAUCCCCAGCCACGACUGCACCGCUGCUAACACGCUGCCCCUUCCCAAAAGGCUCCUGAAUAUCCAGUGCUUGAACCAUGCAGGAGGGUUUUAAAGCACCCCAGAAAACAUUUUAAGCUUUAAGCCAUAACUGCUGUGGGUCAGCACAGAUGCUCAGCUGUGCAUGAACGCAGAAGCAGGGCUCGAUGUGUCCCCCCCACCCCAAAAGGCUUUAGAAGCAAAUCCCUUUUGGGGCUGAAAGGCACGACACGACUGUACCUUCAUCCUUCCUCUUCGUCCCUUCAGGGUGCUGCUCUGCUUUGCUGCCUUUGCCUUACCCUGGGUUUCCGCGUCUUCCCUUGCUGCUCUGUAACUUUUCUCCCUUAAACUGUGUUUUUGGGCUGUAUGGGGAUAGGGGCUGGGUGUCACCCCACAAAGACACCAUCAGAGGGACACGUAAAACAUGGGGCAAGCAGACAGAAAUCCUCCCCUUUAAUGGCCCGGGCUGGUGAAAGGAUCACCCACAUUUUUGUACUCCUACUGCUGUUCUGUUGUGCUGUGCAACAUUUUGCUACAUAGACUAUUUUAUAGAAGAAAGCUAGAAAAAUAUUUAUUAUUAAUAUUAAAGCAAUAGUGCAUUGAAGAAAUGAAAAGACAUUAGAAAUUGUGUAAAUGCUUAGAUUCACUUUUGGUGGAUUUUUUGUACUUUAUUUAUAACUAAUAAAAUGAACUGCAUUGCUAACUAUAAA
Anas platyrhynchos (mallard) is the source of this 6232-nucleotide messenger RNA. RefSeq names its product arkadia (RNF111) C-terminal like ring finger ubiquitin ligase 2C (gene ARK2C). Gene Ontology annotation, molecular function: ubiquitin protein ligase activity; zinc ion binding. The record is from RefSeq and is a predicted model, not a curated record. Gene Ontology annotation, cellular component: nucleus. Gene Ontology annotation, biological process: positive regulation of BMP signaling pathway; motor neuron axon guidance. NCBI's taxonomy places the organism in Eukaryota, Metazoa, Chordata, Aves, Anseriformes, Anatidae.